UUCUGUUUUUUCGUUGUAGUCUCGCUCUGUGUAUUCCCGCACUUUCGCGGCACAGAAUUUCUUUGUUGUUUUCCGAUGUCUUGCCCUCUCAUGGAUUUUUUACCCUCUUCCGAGAGGUUUGUGAAAUAAAAGCUUACAACAGCACAAGAAUACUACACUCUUUUCUCCAGGUCAAGUGGCUAGUGUAACAUUUGGGGGCUCGUCCGGGAUUUUCCAUACCCAUGGGAGAAAAGCAAGAGUUGGAGUUUGAGGUCUUGUCCAAGCUGUACCAAGCACCAGUUGAGACUCUUCAGGGUAUCUUAAAAGACAACAAGAUCAUCACAGAGCCAAACAAGGCAGACAAGGCCCUGGCAGUGAAAGCCAUCUUGACAUGGCUGGAUAAGGAGGACAGUAGUGAUGACGGCAACACGACUGCUUUAUUACUACUGAAUGAUGCAUUGACAGCAAAGAAAAUAAUAGUUAAGACAGAUAAGGCAGAAAAGGCUCCAGAACCGAAACCAAGUGACACCAAGAACCAACAUCCACCCUUGUGUCAUAAAGACUUCAAAUUAAGUGGUAAGAUUUCAGACCGCCCAAAUAGACUUUCAUUUGUAAGCCUAGUUCGACAAAUUGAAGCCGGACUUCGCAAAUCGUACAGUGAAGCAGACAUAAUUGAUGGGGUCACCCGACCUAUCUCACCAACUCUACCUUUGAGAAGUUAUUUGGAGGGACGUGAAAAGUUGUCGUUGUCAUCACUGCGGAAGAUUCUCCGGUCCCACUAUGAGGAGAGAUCUGCAACUGAGCUCUAUACCCACCUGACAAAUUCAACACAGGGGAAAGAUGAACCUCAAUAUUUUCUGUUAAAACUUUUAAGCCUGAAACAAAAAAUCUUGUUUGUAUCGAAAGAAGAAGGGGCUGAGGUUCAUUAUGAUGAUAAGCUCGUUACACCCGUGUUCCUACACACUUUGUAUAUAGGACUCAAUGAUGAGACACUACGACGUGAAGUGAAACCAAUUUUAGACUCUAAAGUUGAAGAUGAUGAACUUAUUCAGCAAUUCAGCACAAUCGUCGCCAGGGAAAAGGAGAGGAAGGGACGAUUAACCAAAGCAAAGGUUAACUCUGUCACAGAGGAGGCUCAAAAUCUUCCAAAGAAGGAACAGAAACAGAAGGAUGUCAGAGAGGGUAUUCUUUGGAUGGAACUUCAGGAACUACGUGCAGAAAUCGCAGAGAUCAGGAAACAAAAUUCUACGCCUUUUAAGAGUCCAUCAGAUACAGAUGCUCCUCGCAGAUUUCAGUUGGGUUGUGAGAAGUGUAGGCAAUUAAACACAGCAUCAUCAUGCACACAUUGCUGGGUGUGUGGCAGUGAGGAGCACUUCAAAGCAGGCUGCAAACAGAGGAAAAGGUCGGGAAAUGGGAUGGGGUCACGUCGAGGGAGCCGGCAGUGACUCCGCAGUUUGGAAGCUCCCACUGUGUUGUGAACGCCAUUCAUUCUGACUUUGAGAUGCCAAAAAGUGAAGUAGAAACAAUAUCUCCUAGUGUAAAGUUAAGACUGGUUAAACUUAUUGGUGAUAAAUGUAUUGUGACUUGCUAUCUAAAUAAAGUACCCA
This is a messenger RNA of Ostrea edulis (European flat oyster), 1586 nucleotides long. RefSeq lists its product as uncharacterized. The coding region runs from base 222 to 1424 and encodes 400 amino acids. Lineage: Eukaryota; Metazoa; Mollusca; Bivalvia; Ostreida; Ostreidae. The transcript is spliced from 3 exons. The record is from RefSeq and is a predicted model, not a curated record.